AUGAAACUCUCGACUUCUUCAUCGCCGCCACUGAAAGCGGUUCCGUUUAACGCGAGCUUGGAUCCAUCCGAUCCAGUUGGGUUUUUGGACAAAGUCUUCGAUUUUCUAGCCAAAGAAAGUGAUUUUCUUCGGAAAGAUACGUCGAUAAGGAAUUGUGGCUAUUGUGAGAGUGCGAAGAAGAACAAGAAGGCUGAAGAGGUGGAUCUGAAUGUGAAGAUAAAGGAGGAAAUUAAAAAAGAGGAGGUCAAGGAGGAAGUGAAGAGGGAGCCAAUGAAGGUUGAUAAAAAGGAAGAAGAGAGUAGCUCUGGUUUGAAAGAUGACGAAAAGGAUUUAAAUGAUUAA
This is a messenger RNA of Hibiscus syriacus, 342 nucleotides long. Its product is annotated as protein BOBBER 2-like. Bases 1 to 342 code for a protein of 113 amino acids. NCBI's taxonomy places the organism in Eukaryota, Viridiplantae, Streptophyta, Magnoliopsida, Malvales, Malvaceae. The transcript is spliced from 2 exons. The record is from RefSeq and is a predicted model, not a curated record.